GCUCGAAGACCAAGGGCCCGCCAGAAUCGGCGUGGGCCCUCCCCAUUCGGGGAAGCCAUGGGAAGUGGGGCCAGUAAGAAGAGCAAUGCGGCUUCUGGGCCAGUGCAGGUGAAGCCAAGGAGCGAAGUCCCGCACUAUGAGGGGCUCAGCCUCGGCGCGGCCGCGGACAUCAUAGACACCUUAAACCUAAACCAAGAGGUCGGCAGCCGUCCUUUGGCGCAGGCCAAGGUGGAGGAUGAGGACAUAGAGGCGGAGAUGGCCCAGGCGAUCUCGCGCCACCCAGCCUCGCCCUCGGCCGCCGCUGGAAGCAGCGCUUCGCUGGGGACUUCGCCGGCGCGGCCGCCCAAGGGGAAAACGGCGAGACCGCCCGUCGCCCCGGCGGCUCCGGCGGCAAGCCCCAGAUCGGCGAGCCCCAAAUCGGCAGCGAGCCCCAGAUCGGCCGUAAGCCCCAAAUCCGCGGGCAGAGAGGCCCCCAAGUCCGGCUCGGAGCCGCUGUGCGCGGCAGACCUGCAUGCAGCAUGCCGCAGCGGCGACGCUGCGGCGGCGAGAGGCAUGUUGAAGAAGACCUCGGAGCUGGACGAGGAGACCUUGUUCGAUGAGUACGGGGACUCGGUGCUGCACCAUGCAGCGCACAGCGGGGAACUGGAGAUUCUGAAGCUCCUGCUGGAGAAGCAAGUGCAGGUGGACAUCCCCAACGCGCGGAACGAGACGGCGUUGUCGGUGGCCUGCCGCAAGAACCACACGGCGAUGGCGCUGCAGCUGCUGAAGGCGGAGGCCAACCCCAACCGCCCGGCAACCUCGGGGCUGACGCCUGUGCUGGCGGCCUUCCUGAGCGAUGCCUCCGAGGAGCUGCUGGAGGCGCUCGUGGAGAACAAGGCGGAUCUCAACGUGCAGGACCACCGCGGAGUUGGAGCGCUGCACUCCAUGGCCCUCAGCAACAACCUGCGCCUCAUGAACUGGCUGAUCGAGCACUCGGCGGAGCUGGACCUCCAGACGGAGCACGGCACCACGGCGCUGAUGCUCGCGGCCCGGCGGCCGGAGCUCGAGGGCGUGAAGCGGCUGCUGGAGGCCAAGGCGAAUCCCAACUUGUCCAACAAGGCGGGCAGCAACACCUUGAUGCAGGCCUUCAGUUGCAACCUCCCUGUGGCCCAGCUGCUGCUCGACCACGGUGCAUCCGUGGAGAUGGUGGACUCCGCGGGCCGCAGCGCGCUCUUCCACGCCGUCACCAGCGGCGAGCCCGAGGCCGUCCAGGCGGUGAUCCAGCGAGGAGGCCGAGUGAACAUCCUGGACGAAGAUGCACGGACCCCAUUGUACCAGGCGUGUCUUAUGGGCAGCGGAGACCUGGUGAAGCUGCUGUUGGCCCACAACGCGGACCCCAACCUGGCGGGCCGGGGCUCCUCAGUGCGCCCCACCGCGCCAGAGGAGGAGGACGGAGCCAGCCGAGUUCUGCUCGAAGAGGCCAGAACCUGUUUGCAGAUCUCAACGAUGUUGGCGCACAACGAGCUGAUGGUCUGCUUGUUGGAGCACUCCGCGGAUCUGAACGCUGCCCCGGGCAACCUGGGCUGGAGUGCCUUGCACCUUUGCGCCGUGGUCAACAACGAGGAGGGCGCCUCCCUCUUGCUCCGCCGCGGUGUGGAAUUGUCCGAAGACAUCGAGGGUAACACUGCCAAGAUGCUGGCGGAGCGCGCGGGCCACGAGCGGCUCUUGGAGCUGCUGGCCCACGAGGCGGCCCCCGCGCGGGCGCGGCCCAAGGCACCACUGCCGCCGCUGGCCGGUGGGCGCGAGCAGGCAGAGGCUCCAGAGCUCGCUCCUCUGGAGUCCUUCAAAGAAGAGUGGGCGCCCCGUGCGCCUGGAGACUCCCUGCUGGAUCGGGUUUUUGGACCCAUGGUGCACGAUGCGAUGCUCAGCAGCCAGUGGCGCCAUCGCUGGGAGGCAUACACCUUUAUCUCCAGGAGCUUCGCGGAGCUGGGGGCGGAGCCCCGGGAUCUCAUUGAGGCGGUGAGCCGGGCCACGUGCAUGGCCGCGCGGGACAAGAUCCCCAAGGUCUUCCAUGCAGCGCUGUCCGUGCUGGAGGAGCUCUUGUCCACCAGCGCAGUGGACGAGGUCUCCUGCGAGGACUUCGCUCAGCUGCUGCACUCGGAGGAGGGCAACAUGUUGGAGCUGUUGCUGGAUCAGACAGAUGUUGGCGGCGGGUCCAGCAAUUCGACCUCACCUCAGCAGGCGGCGGCCAACUCCUUGUGCUCCUGCGUGCUGCACGGCCGUGUGUCUUUGGACGAAGCGGCUCUGCCACUCUUCCAGCGCAUUGACGAGCGACUCAGAGCGCUGACCAAGGACGAGAGCAAGAUCCCCAAGUGCCUCGCUGCAAAUCUGAAGCUUCUGGGGCGCAUCCUCACCAGUUUCGGACUGCAGCAGUCCGGGCUGUUCCGGCGGGCGCUGCUGCUGCCGCUGCUGCUGCGGGCGGCUGCAUGUGAGCAAUCCAAGGUGCGUGCAGCCUCAGGGGACUGCCUACUGCAGCUGCUGUCGCUCUCCGGGGGCAUGGAGGAGCGGCUCUGGGACCUGCUGCCGCCCAAGGCCAAGAAGCGGAUCCAGAGCCUCGCCACCGGCCACGAGGGCAUUGCCCUGCUGAGCGCCACGCCCUGCGACGAGGACGCCAUGGCCAAGGAGGACAUCGUGGCAGAGGAGGGCCGGGCAAGCGCCUUCCUGUGCGUCUCAGAGCUCAACUCGCUGACCUGGUCGGCGCUCAACGGGGAGAGCGUGGCGAGGUCUCCAAAGGCCAGUGAUGCUUUGGGCCUGGCAGAUGAAGCAGCGGCGCAGGCGCUGGUUGCAGCCUUCAGCAGCAAAAACUGGAAGCAACGCGCCGAGAGCGUGAACGACCUGGCGGCCAAGCUGGCGGCCGCAGGCGAAGGGGUGAAGUUGAUCGAAGGGGAAGGCGACGGCGGGGGCCCGCUGCUGUCUCAGUACGUCCUCUGCAGCUUGCGGAUCUCGUUGCUGCAGACGGAGCUGGGCACUUUGCUGGCCGACACGGUGACGGCCGUCUUCGUCAGCGCGGCGGAUCUGCUGCGCUUGGUUUGCAGCCAGGUGCCGCUGUACAUCGCCCCGCUGUUUUUGGAGCCGCUGCUGCCAUCGCUGGUGGCCCGGCUGCUGGACACCUCGCAGAAGGUGCGGCACAAGGCGCUGGAGACCACCCUGGAGGUCUGUGCGCUGCACGGCAGCGCCUUGAGCGAGAUGGUGGCCUGUUGCGUCUCCAGCGGCAGCGCCUGGAGCUCUGCUUCCGAGAAGUCCGGGGAUCGGUCCACAGGGCCUAGACUGCAGCUGCUGACACAGAUGGUGCAGCGCAUGCAGGACCGAGAUUCAGCGAGGAGUUGGUCAGAUGACACCUGGAGCUCCCUUUGCAGCUAUGCGCUGAAAGCUGCGGAGAACAAGAGUGAGACAGUGAGGAAGCAGGCAGCGAGCUUGCUGGAGGCUAUUGCCAUGGUAGGAGGCCGCGCUGGAGAGAUUGCGGAGCACGCGCUGGGCCAGGUGAAGGCCAUGGCGGAGGAGCGGCAGAAGCAGAAGAUGCGGCCGGGCACUGGAGUGCGACCCUUGACCGGCCGCACAGGGACGGCAAGCUCCCGGCCUGGUACAGGGGCGCUGGGUUGCAGCGGACGCCUAUCCAACAUGGGGUCCACCUUCAGCAUGACCCUGAACUCCACUGGCCGCCUGAGCACGGCGAACCGCUCCCGCGGCGGUGCCUCCGGGAGCUUCCGCCCGGGCACCGGGCGCCCGGGCACUGGCUCGGCCAUCUCCAUGGCCGACGAGAGUGACAACUCAGUGCACAGCGAUGCACCAGCGGUGGAGGCUGAAGAUGGCGGGGCAUUGGAUGACGGCGUGAAGUUCUUCGACGUGGUGCGCUCUGCCGGGGGCGCGGAUGCGGUGCCGGAACCGGCAGAGGGGGAGGCGGCCCUCAAGGAGGCCUUGCCGCUGGCGGAGGCGCUGGACGAGGUCGCUUUAGACUUUGUGGCGCCCCUCAUCGCGCUCUUCGGCGAGGGCUGGACCAGGUGCUUCUACAGCCGGAACUGGCAGUGCCGCGUGGCGGCCCUGACCCAUCUGUCGGCAGUCAUGGCGCAACGCCUGGAGGCCACAGACAGCGCCAACAUCGCAGAGCUGCUGGACGGCUGCAUGCGCGCGGUGCACGAGGGUCUAGGCGACCAGAACGUCCGGGUCUACGCGGAGGCCUGCAUGUCGGUGACGGCGAUCGUGCCGGCCUUCUGCGGCACGGUGGACGGGCGCUUGCUGGUGGCCCAUUUGGCGCCCUUGCUGCGCCAGCUGUGCGCGCGUAUGGGGGACUCAAAGGAGGCGGUCCGGACCCAGACGACACAAGCCAUCUUCCGGCUGAUGAACCCCCCCACAGGGAACAUCGUCAGCCCGGUGGCCAUUGCCAUGCUGAUCUUGCGGCACCUCACACCCAUGAAGGAGGAGGACGCGGAUUCCCCGAUGGCCUCGGUGAGCAAGGGCGCCACGGGCAAGGGCGCCACCACAGGCUGGCUUUGUCGCAUCGGAGCGCUUAGAGAUCUCUGCAAGGAGUACUCCAAGUCCAUUGUGCAGCAGCCGGGCAGCACCAACCCCGGGGAGUGGCUGAGACUCGCCGACGGCCUCAAGCACUCAGAUCCCUACGUGCGCCACGAGUCCGUGCGCCUCUACGCCCUGGUCUGCAAGAUGCAUUUGAAGCCGCUGGGCGACGAAGAGGCGCAGCGCCCGGCUCGGGAGAUCUGGGUGGCCGCGCUGCCGAAGGAUGUGCCGGGGAAGUCAGUGGCACAGGUCCGAAAGUAUUUGAAGCUUCCAGACACCGGCGCUGCUCCCAGCUUGGAGCGGCAGAAGAGUCUGAGCACGGCGGCGGCGCCGUGGCAGGUGCCGCCUCAGCUGGCCACGUGGGCGGGUUGCCCCCUAGAGGCGCUCGCAGCGCUGUGCGCGCCGCAGGCGGGUGAUGAGAAGGCUGUGAUUGCGGCCUUGAAAGCCUUAGGCAAGGGCAAGGAGGCCGACAAGACUGACAAGGCGAGCUGUGAGGAGGCCUUCUCAGGCAUCUGCCGGGCCAUCCAACAGGCCCUGGCCUACCCCACUGGCAACGAUCGCUUUGUCUUCCUCACUUCUGUGGAGCUGUGCCAGAGUGCGGUGCAGCAACUGGGCCCCUCCCUCUCGGGUCUCGACCUGAACAUGGCCUUGGCCAAGGUCUUUCCCACUCUCAUGGAGCGCACAGCGAUGUCCAGCGACGUGAAGGUGGGGGUGUCCUCGGACAAGUUGGUACAGCAGCUGGCCAAGCACCCCAAGGUGGGCUGCGAGGCUGUGACCAAGAUGGUCAUCGCCUCCGUCGCUCGGUCCGAGCGCCCCUCGCGGCCCCUGGUGCUGCUGCGCACCCUCCUGGGGGACUUUGGGCUACGCCUUUGCGCGCAGAAGGACGUGGUUCUGCUGCUGCUGCAGGCCCUUGCCACCCAGCUGGAGAACGAGGCCGAGUCCAACGGCCAGGUGCGGGCGCAGCUGGUGGCGGUGCUGGCCACCUGCAACCAGUUCUCCAGCGAGACCGUGCGCUUCUGCCUCAGCGAGGUGGAGGUGUCGCAGCGGAAGCCGCUGCUGGCGGCGCUGGCGGAGGCCCCGGAUUCGAAGCUCAUGGCGCUGGGCGCCGCCGCCGCGGAGGAGGAGGUGGCAGUGGCCGGCAGCGCCGUGCGUGCCGCGUCGCGGAGCCGGGGCAUGUCACCGCUGUCCCAGUCGCCGGAGGGGCCACGCAACGCCCGGCCUGCGGUUCUGUCCAGACACACCAGCCGCAACAACUUGGGCAAGCCGCCGGAGGACCCUCACGGCCCAUCCCUGCGACGGUCCGACUCCGGCCGCACAGACCGGACGGAGCGCACCGACGACGAGUCACCUGGAAUUCGGGAUGGCACACGAUCCCACAGCACCAGAAGGAGAGAAGGCGGAUCGACUGCUCGCCGCAGAAUGAGGCGGCGGGUUUGUCUGCCUCCACUGCGGCGUCUACGGAGUUCCCCUCCGAGUCGCCGCGGCCGUUCGGCAGCCGCACCACAAGCACGCCGAAUCUCAGCAAGAGCCUGGAGGCCUCCCCCCGGUCAAAGCCUCCAGCGCCCAUGAACCUCUCGACCGCGCUCAAGGGCACGGAGCGACUCUGCCCUGCCCUCCUGCCUUGAGGGUGCGGCAGACAAAGAUUGUCCUGUUCCGCCCCUUUGUUCGAUGCAUGCCGGCAAUGACAAACGUCAUUUCCAGGAAUUUCGCCGUGCGGGUGAGAUCGCCCGCUUGGCCCAUAGCUCGCUUGACUCACUUUGAUUGAAGUGCAUGGUACAAUGUCGUGGAG
Molecule: messenger RNA, 6337 nt
Organism: Effrenium voratum
Lineage: Eukaryota; Dinophyceae; Suessiales; Symbiodiniaceae
Source: the annotation of a GenBank genome assembly